UAGGGUUUAACACAGAGAAAUUUUACGCCUUUCUUCUUCGGAAAAAAGAGAAAUCGAAUUAGCUUGCCGGAGUCAGAAAAAUGUCGAGACCGGAACUCCUAGCACCGCCGGAAAUUUUCUACAAUGACGAUGAAGCUAGAAAAUAUACCUCAUCUUCUCGAAUUAUUGACAUACAGACACAACUUUCCGAGAGAGCAUUGGAGCUUCUUGCUUUGCCAGAUGAUGGCGUCCCAAGAUUGCUUCUUGAUAUUGGUUGCGGAUCAGGUCUAAGUGGAGAGACACUCACUGAGCAUGGACACCAGUGGCUUGGUUUGGAUAUAUCAGAAUCAAUGCUUGAUAUUGCAUUGGAGCGUGAGGUUGAGGGUGAUCUGAUGCUGGGUGACAUGGGUCAGGGCUUAGGGCUUCGAUCUGGUAUUUUGGAUGGUGCCAUCAGUAUCUCAGCUGUGCAGUGGUUGUGCAAUGCUGACAAAUCUUGUCAUGAACCUCGGAUAAGAUUGAAGGCUUUCUUUAGUUCCUUGUAUAGAUGUUUGGGAAGGGGAGCAAGAGCAGUACUCCAGAUCUAUCCUGAAAAUCUUGCUCAGAGAGAGCUGAUUCUGGGUUUUGCCAUGCGAGCUGGAUUUUCUGGAGGCAUAGUUGUUGACUACCCACACAGUUCUAAAAGGAGGAAGGAAUACUUAGUUCUCACUUGUGGUCCACCGUCUCUCAGCACCACUACUCCCGAAGGAAAGGGUGAAGAUGGAGAGAGUUGUUCUGAUGAAGACAGUAGCGAAGAUGAAGAAAACCAGACAGUUUGCAUAUCUGACAGGCGCAGGCCUAGAAAAAAGCAAAAGGUGAACAAGAAAGGCAAAGGGAGGGACUGGGUUCUGAGGAAGAAAGAACAGAUGAGGAAAAAGGGGAAUGCGGUUCCUGCAGAUAGCAAAUACACCGCACGUAAAAGAAAAGAUCGGUUUUGAUCCAUUAGUAAGAUAUAUUCGGGUUGAUUUAUAUGUUUUGAACAGAACUUCAGCACAAGGAGCUAAAAUUAUUGCUUAUUGACCGAAGUGAGAAGCAAAAAUAUUCUGAUAAAAGACGUUCCUCAGAUUGUUUAAAGAUUCUGGGACAGUUUUGUGAGACCUGAAUACAAUUUUUCAGCUGAGUUCCAAGAGUAAACAAGACGGUCUAUAGUUUCUUGGUUCUUUACGUAUGAUUUUUUUUCAGUUGGAGGUUGUUUUUCGAUAGAUCAACGUAGUAUGUAUUUAACCCCUUCUGGAGUUGAUCACUGGUUGAAUACUUUAUUUUCUUAUGCAGU
Messenger RNA from Solanum verrucosum, 1288 nucleotides. Its product is annotated as 18S rRNA (guanine-N(7))-methyltransferase RID2. Gene Ontology annotation, molecular function: rRNA (guanine) methyltransferase activity. Lineage: Eukaryota; Viridiplantae; Streptophyta; Magnoliopsida; Solanales; Solanaceae. The transcript has 9 exons. The record is from RefSeq and is a predicted model, not a curated record. The coding region runs from base 81 to 953 and encodes 290 amino acids. Gene Ontology annotation, biological process: rRNA (guanine-N7)-methylation. Gene Ontology annotation, cellular component: nucleolus.